Mytilus californianus (California mussel) is the source of this 3431-nucleotide messenger RNA. RefSeq lists its product as uncharacterized. The transcript has 5 exons. The coding region runs from base 1674 to 3308 and encodes 544 amino acids. NCBI's taxonomy places the organism in Eukaryota, Metazoa, Mollusca, Bivalvia, Mytilida, Mytilidae. The record is from RefSeq and is a predicted model, not a curated record.
GGACCCCUGCUGUUGUUUCAAUCUUAUCUACACAAACAACAGGUCAGCGCUAAUAUAAGACAGCCACGAUUAAGGCUGUACCGUUAUCUCUCGUUAAUUACGAGAGUUGAUAGUUAUAAACAUUGAAAAUGGCGCCGAACAAGUAAAUAUGACUCCUCGUAAAAUUGGAAAGAAUAUAUGUACUGUAUGCAAGAUUGUUGAUUUACCAAAUGGAUCGACUUGGAGACACCUAAAUUCUGAUGCUGGUCUUAAGAAAAAUUUGUCAACAUUGCUUCUGAAAUACGGCGAAAUAGAUGUUUUAGAAGGUGUCGUUUGUAGAAACUGUGAAAGAAAACUACUGAGUAUAGACAAACAAGUUUCAGAAUUUCGUUCAAAAUGUAAUGAAAAGUUAGAUUUAGUAGGUGGUAAACGUUGCAUGUCAGAACAUUUAUCUAAGGCAACAAAAAGACGGAGUGAGUCGAUAGAAGUAAGAGCUAAAACUGAACUUUUCCCAAAUACUCCAGAUAGUGGAACAUGCAGCAUCAUUACAGAGGAUAAAGAAAAUGACAGUUCUGUGCUGAAUGUGAUACCAACAACUCCGAGGCUGAGUUUUUCUAAUUCUUCAGAUUCUGGAUACAUUACAUUAUUAACACCUAUUCUUCCAAAACCAAGUUUCCAGAGUUAUAGUACAACCCCUGGCACCAUAGCAGACAUCAACAAAAGUACAGUGCAAAGUAAAUGUAUAACGUCAACUCCAAAACCAGAAAACAGAGGUUCAGAAUUAAAAUUAAGCAAAAAACAUGAGUUGCCACUUCAAGAGCACAACUAUGCAAGCAGUGCUUCAGAGAAAUUCAACAGAAAGAAAGCAUGUUCAAGAAAGAAAAAAAAACCUUCUGAAUCAUCAUUGAAAACAUCAGAAAAUAAUGAUUUACACAAGAAAUUAUUUGAACAACCAGAAAUUUGUGACAUUUUGUCUUCUGAGGAAUUCUCAACUGUUAUUUCUGUUUUGCCAACAAGAUCACGGAAAACUUUGGUUAACACCAUAUUACAAUUUGCUGAAAUUAAAACUCUUGUGAAAGAAGAACUGUUUUCGGAGUUAUCAAAAGAACACAAAAUUUUGAAAAACAGAAAGCAUGGAAAAAUAAGCACAUUAAUGACAAAGGAUUUUGAAGACUUAAAACAGUUUACUUGGGACAGUAUUGUAAAUGAGGCAGUGACAGAAUUCCCUCUUCUUGUUGAUGUUUUGCUGGCAUUUUUAGUCCCUGACAGUUUGGAACAAAAGACUAAAGUAGAACGAGUUGCAUCUCUAACUCCAAGAAUUGGAUUUUUGUAUUCCGUUCUUGCACAGGGCAGAAAUCAUGAACUGAGUAAGGUGCAGAGAGUUAUAAGCAUCAACCUGUUUGACAACCUGUGUGAUCAAAAGGGACUGAAUGCAUGUAUGAAAAUUGAAGUUUUAUUCAUUCAAGCAUGAAUCAAAGAAAUGAAACAGCAGUGAAGAAGUAUUUGACAGAUUGCAACCUAUAGGUGUCUGUUUGAGCUAUGGUCAUGGUUUGACCAUAUUGGACAAAUUUUCUGGAAAUUUCAACUCCACUGUCAUUGAUGCUCUGAAAGAUGAGAAAAGGAUUCGCUUGGUAGGAGACAACAUUAAUUGGAAGACAAAUGUUCACGACGAGAGACAAGACAACCAUGGUAAAAUGCAUCAUGCUUUUGGAUCCGCUGUGAUUGUUCAGACCCUAUCUUUUGACAAUAUAAGCAGAAUUAAACCUCAAAAACUUUUCUAUGAAGUAGACCAUCAGCUUUUCCUUCCUUCGUCGGAAGAAUGGAAGCAUAUCAAGGAGGAAUAUGCCAUACAUAUGCUUCAUGUUGCCUUCAAACAUAUUCCUUACUUUAAGAUUUUUGAAAAAUUAAUUACAAAACAGAUUGUUGGUCAAUAUAGUGAGCAAUUGAAGAAGAAAAACAAGGUUGUUCCUUUACCCGUGCUCCAUUUGAAUGAACAGAAAUAUGAUGAUGUUGUUCAGAUUAUGGACUAUUAUGAAAAUUUCCUAAGUGACACUUAUGAAAAAGCUGGAUUGGACUUUAACAACAAUACGCACGUUCAUUGUGGGGGUGACCAGUUGACGCGUGAACGGUAUUCUGGAGCAAAGAGAUUAAGAUCAGGAGCUGCCACACCAUCCAAUAGAUUCGAACAUUUAUCACCAAUAACUUUCGAAUUGUUUCACAUGCAAAUGAACUAUGUAAAAUUGAUGUUCAAACGUUUGCAUAGUGAAGAAGGACUGCAGGAACAAGGCACCCUAAAAUGUGAAGCAAAUAGGGUUCUAAGAACGAGUUUGAACCCAAAUGUUAAUGAGCAUUUUGAUGCAGAUAAGGACUUUAUUGUGUCAUUCACAGAUGCAUAUAUUGUUGAGGCCAUUACCCAUUUUUUUGAUAUGGAAAGUGUGUUUUCUGCACCAAGAAAAAAUGUAUUACCAGACAAUGUUUGUACAGAGGACCAAAAGAAGGAAUGGGUGAUGGAUAUGUUCCAAAAAAUUGUUGAAAUCUAUGUGUGGGAUAAAGAGAACAAACAAAACCAAGAGGAUAAUGUUGAAGUUGAUGGUGUUGUCAUUCCAAUUCAACUAAGUAAUGGAAAGAGACGGUCCUAUGUAAUUAAAAAGGCGCAGAAAUCACAAACACCGCAAGAAGACAAAGUGAAAAAUUAUGGACAUUUAUGUCUUGAACUUGGGUUACAGUUCAAGGCAAUACUGGAUCUUUGCAAACUGCCAGAUAGGGAUCGUGGUCUACGACUAUUGAAAGUUUGCAUGAUACAUUUCAAGGCAAACAACAACUUGUCCAAGUAUGCCUAUGAAAUUUUAAGAUUAUUGGUUCAUCAGUUGUGCAUAUUGUCAGAGCAGGAGGCACAUGAAGAGUUUUAUGGACUAUUCGUGAACACUAAAGGGAAAAUAGACAGCCAUAUACCAUGUGAUUUACAAAUGGAAUACAUUGUGAAGUCCGUAAAACGUAACAUUAAACACAUGUUUUCAAAUAAGACCGAUAAAAACAUAACGACAAGAACAAGUGCUCUUCCAGCAAUAAAGGAUAUAGCUGAAAAUUUUGACAAAACUUCAGGAGUAAUCAUCCGUUGUAAAAAACAUUCCAGCAUUGAUGCCAUCAAGGAUGAAUUGGACAUAAUAUUCGACCUGCAAAAUGUAAAUCCUUUCACUUUUACAGCAGGCAGAUCUCAUGACUCAUUUAAAACAAUAUCUAGUAGAAUGGACAAGCUCUUGGAUGUGCAUCAUUUUCAUUCUUGGAUAGAAAGCAAUGUAUACAAACAUGCUACUGAACUCGGAAAUUAAUUCUCUACUCAUCAUGCUAACUUUAACAUUUUUAUACGACUGCAAAAUCGUAUAUUGGUAUGACGUUGGCGUCGUCGUCCGAAGACACAUUGGUUUUCGCACUCUAAAUUUAGUUUAAGUGUA